Messenger RNA from Musa acuminata AAA Group (dessert banana), 1386 nucleotides. Its product is annotated as B3 domain-containing protein Os02g0683500-like. Gene Ontology annotation, molecular function: DNA-binding transcription factor activity; DNA binding. The transcript has a single exon. The coding region runs from base 285 to 1256 and encodes 323 amino acids. The record is from RefSeq and is a predicted model, not a curated record. NCBI's taxonomy places the organism in Eukaryota, Viridiplantae, Streptophyta, Magnoliopsida, Zingiberales, Musaceae.
GUAGCUCGCCAUGGCUCAUCAGGACUGAACUCCUCUCUCUAUCUAGUCGACAAAGAGAUGGAGCACAGUACCGAGCCAGCACACAGGAACGACUCAUCAUCAAUCAUCCCAAGAAGCCUACAUCUGAAGUCACCGACCGACUCUUUGAUUCUUUCUAUCGAUCGUCAAUAAUAAUACAAGCAGGAAAGAACUCAGAUGAUCAGGAGGCGAUAUUAGUCCUCCUGUUGCUAGUGGUUGUGGCUUUGGCUCUUGGGGGAGAGCUUGGGACUAGAAGAUAUCCGCAGAUGGAGUUGACUCGCAGAAAACACUGGAAACAUGCUCCUUUUGCGCCUUCCUCCUCCUCCUUGUCGCAGUCCUCGUCCUCUGCUCCUUUCAGGUGGAGCGAUGGCUCAUCUGGCAGCGGCGAUGACGAUUUGGUAGAGAAGGAGCACAUGUUCGACAAGGUGGUGACGCCGAGCGACGUCGGCAAGCUGAACCGGCUGGUUAUCCCCAAGCAGCACGCCGAGAGGUACUUCCCGCUGGACGCGUCGGCCACCCAGAGAGGGCUGUUGCUCAGCUUCGAGGACCGCAACGGCAACUCGUGGCGCUUCCGGUACUCCUACUGGAACAGCAGCCAGAGCUUCGUGAUGACCAAGGGGUGGAGCCGCUUCGUCAAGGAGAAGCGGCUAGCCGCCGGGGACACCGUCUCGUUUGGCCGCGGUGUCGGCGAGUCCGGACGCGACCGGCUUUACAUUGACUGGAAGCGGCGGCCUGAGAGACUUGACCCAAUCCCAGUGCCACGAAUCCCUCUCCCUGGAGUAACCUUUGCGAGGUCGGUCGGACCAACGGGCGGACACCUCUACAUGCUACCUGCGACGACGACGGUGUACGGCCACCACGGCCAGGGUUACGGCUACAAUAUCGCAAGCAUGACUGCUUUGGAAGGGCAGUUUCUUUACUUCCCACCUCCAGUCACCGGUCGGCCGCCGAUCGAGGUGCAACCUGGUGGCGGUGGUGGCCUGUCGAUGGUUCUUGAUCCGGUGCCCGUCGCCCACAGCCAUGCCACGGCCAGGCACGUCAGGCUGUUCGGGGUGAACCUCGUGUGCCCCGACGCAGAAGACGAUGGCGGCGUCCGCGGUGUUACAUCAUCGAUCUUGCUACAGUCGCAACAAGAUUCCGCGCUCCCCCUCCUCUCACUCCCGCUGCAGCAGGACACAUUGGUUCCGUCCUCGUCGAUGAUCAAGGAGCAGCAUUCGCCGUCGGAUCUCGACUUAUGAGGAAGUUGGAGGGUACAAGAAAGGUUAUUGCCAUUGCCUUACGGAUCAACUGGGAAGGACACUGGAAGACUAAGUUGGCCACAGUUUUGUAGGUUCUUCUUUCCUACUUUUAAGAAAUUGAAAGAACAGA